AUGGCCGGGUGCCCCGCAGCCCUGGGUUCCGGGUUCGAGGCGCUGCCCCCGCUCUACUACGCAUUUCAGUCUCUUGGCUUCUCGGGGCCUCCAGUCGCCGGGGCCGCCGCCGCAGCUUCCCGCGCGAUCUCGUCACCGCGGCUGCACUCGCUUUGUGGACGCCAAGCAGCGGGGGCGAACCUGCGUCUCCCGGUGCGGAAACAGAAAAUUCACAGCAGAGACAGGCCACACAAAUGUAAGAAAUGUGGGAAAGCCUUUAGUGAAGCCUCAACCCUCACAGAACAUAGAAGAACACACCAUGAGGUCAGGCGAUUUAAAUGUACAGAAUGUGAGAAAGCCUUUAGUAAGCCCUCAAAGCUCUCUGUACAUAUGAGAACUCACAGUGGAGAGAGGCCCUUUGCAUGUAAGGUAUGUGGGAAAGCCUUUGUGGAAAAGUCAGCCCUCACUAAACAUAAAACCACUCACACUGGAGAGAAGCCUUAUGAGUGUAAGGAAUGUGGGAAAGGUUUCAAUUGUUCCUCAGACCUCACUAAACAUAUGAGAAUUCACAAUGGAGAGAAGCCUUACACAUGUCAGCAGUGUGGGAAAGCCUUUAGUCAGGCUCCAGCCCUCACUAAACAUAAACAAACUCACAGUGCAGAGAGGCCUUAUGAAUGUAAAGAGUGUGGAAAAACCUUUAAGUGGGCCUCAUACCUCGAUAUACAUGGAAGAAUUCACAGUGGACAGAAACCUUAUGAAUGUAAGGAAUGUGGGAAAUCCUUUAUUCAUUCCUCAGCCUUUAGUAAACAUAGGAGAAUUCACAGUGGAAAGAGGCCUUAUGAAUGUAAGGAAUGUGGGAAAACAUUUAGUUGUUCCUCAUAUCUCAGUAGACAUUUAAAAACUCACACUGGAGAGAGGCCUUAUGAAUGUAAGGAAUGUGGGAAAGCCUUUACUCGUUCCUCACACCUCAGUAAACAUGUGAAAAUUCACAGUGGAGAGAAACCGUAUGAAUGUAAGGAAUGUGGGAAAGCUUUUGGUACUUCCUCAGCCCUCACUAAGCAUGCAAGAACUCACAGUGGAGAGAAGCCUUAUGAGUGUAAAGAAUGUGGAAAAGCCUUUAGUUCUUCCUCAUCCCUUUUUAUACAUAAAAGAACUCAUACUGGAGAGAUGCCUUACGAAUGUAAGGAAUGCGGGAAAGCUUUUAGUCAGCAGCAUCUGCAGGACUGUGAUGGAGGUGACAUUGAUGUCAGCAAGGACAGCGUGGGGAGGAGGAAGGAUGUGCAUGUGGAGCUUGCAAUUAAGCUUGGGGAUGCGCUCUGGCGCCGGUGUGGGGCAGCUUUUCCUCAGUCGCCAGUCAGCCAGCUCGGCUGGCGGCUGUUCGCGCUCCUGCUCAGUUCUGAGAGAGAUUUUCCAGCCAUAGUCAUCAGCUGCUACCGUAAUGGCUCCCCCGCAGGCUCCAGUCCCGGUCCGAGGCGCUACUCCCGCUCUCCCGCGCACUCUCGGUCUCUCCGUCUCCCAGAGCCUCAGGACCUCCUGUCGCCGGGCGCCGCCUUUGCCGCUUCCUGUGCGAUGCUGGUCCGACGGCCGUAG
This is a messenger RNA of Orycteropus afer afer, 1569 nucleotides long. NCBI's taxonomy places the organism in Eukaryota, Metazoa, Chordata, Mammalia, Tubulidentata, Orycteropodidae. The record is from RefSeq and is a predicted model, not a curated record.